Messenger RNA from Myiozetetes cayanensis, 7183 nucleotides. It is a transcript of the gene CCDC77, whose product is annotated as coiled-coil domain containing 77. Gene Ontology annotation, cellular component: centrosome. The coding region runs from base 136 to 1593 and encodes 485 amino acids. The record is from RefSeq and is a predicted model, not a curated record. The transcript has 11 exons. Lineage: Eukaryota; Metazoa; Chordata; Aves; Passeriformes; Tyrannidae.
CUUGUCCUGGGAACCUCCGUCCCGGGGCUCUCCCCGAGGGGUUCCCGCCGGGCGCUCCCCGCCGCCAGCCUCCCGGAGUGCCUGAAGCUUUGCUAUCCCCCGCCCGCCGAGGGCCCGGCGCUCCGCAGGGGCGCGAUGAGCGUGGCGGCGACCCCGCGCUGCUCGAGGCUGCCAAACCCCCAUGUCUCAUCCAGAUAUGCUGAUUGCCAGUCUCCAAACCACGAGGACUUUACUCCUCUGCCUUCUAUCAGUGAGCGCUUGGCCCGUCUCCAUCCUUCCCGGGAGCUGCUGGAAUAUUACCGCAAGAAGAUUGCUGACUUUGAUGAGGAACAGGAGGAUUUGGUAAAAAGGCUGGAGAGGUACAAAGAAACGUAUGAUGAUCAGCACAAGUUGCAAUGGGAAGUCCGUCAGCUGGAAGAGGAGAUUUCUAAGUUGCAGAAGGCUUUGAGUGAUAUGCAAGUCUACCUCUUCCAGGAGAGGGAACACGUCCUUCGUCUUCACUCGGAGAAUGACCGGCUGAAAAUCAGGGAAUUGGAGGACAGAAAAAAAAUUCAACAUCUCCUGACUGUAAUGGGAGCAGAUGAAGAAGUUACAUAUUUUCACAAGGAGCCUCCACAUAAGGUUACUGUUCUGCAAAGGCCAGCAGAGUCAUGUGAACAAGACGAUGCUUCUAGCCCAGUAGGUACCGAGAGGAGCACCUCAAAAGAAACAGCACAAAGAGAAAAAACAGAAAGUCCUGAGAGAUACCAGAGUGAUAGUCAAACACUUCUACUACAGGUCCAGGCCUUGCAAGCUCAGAUAGAAGAACAGACACGAUUAUCCAAGGAACAGAUCGAGGCACUGCUAGAGGACAGGCGGAUUCACAUGGAAGAAGCCGAGGUCCAGCAUCAGAGGGACCAGGAGAAGAUCAAAGCUGUAACAGAUAAGCUCCAAAAGACCCAAAAUCUCUUAUAUGAGAGUACUCGUGACUAUCUCCAGCUCAAGUUUGAUGCCAGAGCCAAUGAGAAAGCGUGGAUGGCAGAGAAGGACUGUCUCUUGAGGCAACUUGGCAAAAAUCUGGAUCAGCUUGUGUUCAGCACUGAGACAGGACAAAAGAAGCAUAAAGGUACCAAGAAGGUGCUUCGAACAGAUGAUGGAGCUUCAAAACUCCAAAGCAAAGAAAUAAAGUCACUGCAGGAAAAGCUGAUGCAGGAACAACACCUAUCACACAUGUACAGAGAGCAGUGUGUCACCCUGGAAGGUGAGCUGGCUAGGAUUCGUGAGGAGAGAGAUGCUGGCAAAGAACUCUUUAAGGAACGCUCAGAAAAGAUGGGGAAGCGCCUGAAGCUGAUGACUCAGCGAUGUGAGGCCCUGGAACAACGUCGUAAUAUGGAAGUAGAAGGCUUCAAGAAUGACAUUAAACAGCUUCAGCAGAAACUGAAAGAUGUAGAGAGGCAGAUUUACAAGGUGACUCUGAAUAUGGGACCAGGCCAGGAUAUUGCAGUUCUACGCGAGGUCCGCCAAGGAAACAGACUAACACGUAAAAUUCAAGGAGAGCUAAAAGACUUAAAAGCAAAAAUCUACUGUUUAGAGAAUGAGCUACGGAUCUGCUGAAGCUGAACUGUUAGCUGACAUCCUAGUUUUAGGAAUGAGACACUGCUAAGUGGAAUGCAAGAGCAGCUCCUGCUUGUCUGUUUCCUGGCAUCCAUCCACAGAAGGUUUGAGGACAUCUGCAGUUAAUGUCAUAACAGCAUACAUGAGCCGUUCCCAGAGUCCAGAUUAUAAGGCUGUUUCAGCUGAGAGAUGGCACCUGAUAAGACUGACACAGAGAGUACAUGAUGACUGAUAUAUCAGGAGUGUGUGUAUGACUUAUUUUUUCCUUCAUAACUGUGGUAGGGAUCAGUGUAUCCUGGCCUUCAUCUUUAUUUGGAGCGUAUGAUAAACCAUAUACGUAGUUAUAAUGAAAUUAAUAAUCAUAGAAGGAUCUAGUUCAGGAUCUGAAUUUUGGCUGACCUUUUCCCAUGUGAAAAGCAGCUUUUAAAAUAGUUUAAAUGAUUACCUCUUUGAUGCUUAGUGCUUCAGGAUGUAACUGGAAAUUUUCUUUGGAAAAGACCACAUAUAGAAGUCUGUACUAAAAUGUAUUACAUCUAACUCUCCCCUUGACAGCGUAACUACUUUAAAAUGGCUCCCCUUUGCUUGGUUCUACCUAAUUGGAACAAACCUGACUGAUUUAAUAUGGUUGGAAAAGAUAACUCAUUUUAGAACUCAUCUGCAAGAAGCAGCAGCAUAGAACUUGUUUUGAAUGCUUGGUGGGAAGUUUCAUCUUCUUGUCCCCUUCCUCCCAGUGUAUCUUAACACGCAGAGGGUGCCCAUAAUAUAAGGGGUCCAGUGUCUUCCUUACCACCACAUUAUCUGCUGUUGUAGCUCUAAACAAUAUCAUGGUUAUGUACAAAGAAAUUGUUAUCAACUUCUGCUACAGCACUUGUUGCUACUGAACUGCAACAAACUGGGGCGGAAGAGCAGGUGCCUAGUUGCUACAUGAGAGCUAUAACUCUUGCUAUGUAAUGAUUCUCCAGCCAUAUGAUGAUUAUCUCCAUACCAGACAUCACGACAUCGCAAUUCCAGAAAACAGAUGGAAUCAUGAAAAGGGUUACAAUGGGGCUUCAGCCAAGUUCAUAAUUGCAGGCAUUCAUGCUUUUAGUGUUGCAUCAGCAAAUCUUGUCCACCUUGUAGCCGGAGAGCAGAUCUGUGUUGGGAAAGGGAUUUCCAUGCCUCUGUUUCCUACUUUACCUUUUCCUACCUUGUUUCUGAAGUAUACACCUUACAGGCUACCAGCACUUCCUUUCCCAUUGAAAUGAAUUUGGUGUGUGAAAGCAGGCAAUUUCUUUUUGACAUGGAAGUGACCAUGGAGAUCCUCAUUCAGUGUCUGAGAGGUAAAUAUGCUAAAGAUGUUCUUGUGCUGUCAGGAUCUGGAGAAGGAAGAAUUGUUUCUAUAGCACCAGCUAAAGGAAUGCGGGAGGGGAAAUUUCCCUAAAGAAGUCAAGACUUCCUUCAGCUGUCUAACCUACUUGUGACAAGCUUGCUGUCCCGUAGGGUCCUGUACUGUGGCUUUUAUUUUGUCUGUGUUCUUGAGGUCAGUUCAUCAUGGAUUUUCUGGUGCUGCCCAGCACUGCAGCUUACAAGAGGCUGUUUUAGGGUAUGUUGCACUGGUUAGUUGAGCUGAAAAUGCUGAACUGUUCAGAAACUGUUUCUUAAACAACUUGGGUGCCAAUGCGGUGUGGACAGUUGAGGAAGGUUAUUUAAUGCUAUCCAGCUUUUAGUCUCACUCUCAGUUGACUAGUACCUUCUCAGAGAAGUCAAGCUAAUUAAAGUGAGUUUGUAUGUGAAAUAACAUACUGCUGUUUUGAAGAUUAGAUAUCAGAGUUAUCUCAGGUCCUCAAAGGCUGCUUUAGAAAAUUGAUACAUAAUGAAGUAUUAGCCACUUACUCAGCAGGAUCCAUCUACUUAAACUCAGCUGAUGGGAAACUACCAAAAAGUCUCUUUAUCCUAUAGAAAUCAGUGGGUUCCUGUUUAGUUUCAACUCUUCCAAGCUAAAGAAUUGCCUUUGAAAUUACAUUUUGCUCACUUCAAAACCAUGAAGUUUGAAUGGAUAAAGACUUCAGGCUUUGACAAUUUGGUUUGUGAGACUGGGAGGAAGUAUUGGGGGAAGAAGGAUGUAAAUGUUUGAUUUCCUGCCUUCCUUACCACUAUUCUUUACUACCUGAAAGACUGAACAGAAUAAAAUUACAACAUUUCUAGUAUAUUUGCUGAUGUGUCAAAACCAAAGUGCAGCUUGAACUUGAUUCCUAAUUUGUUUCUAGCCUAUGAACACUUCCUAUUUGAGGGGUAGGGGAAUUAUGAUAUUGCUACUCAGUAAAUCCAUUUUAUUUGGAGGUUUGAAUAUUUGUCCAAGUGCAGGAAGUGAAAAGUAUUGUACGUGCUCUUUGUGUGACAUCAUGUGAUCAUGUGAAAUGUUGCCAAAAAAAAUGUGGAACUUCGUGCCAAGAACUGCUUUAAAAAGCUAAAUGCUUCCUACCACUGACAAGUACCCUUUAAGAUGUCCAUAAAGAAUUACUGGCAUUUUCAAAAGGGUUUCCUGGGAGAGGUUCCACUACCUGGUUUAGUCAAUUUUUUCCCACGGUUUUUGGGUAGAAAUCAAAAAAUAGCAUUUAGUCCAAAGACCAGUGAGCUUUUUUUUUGCUAUUUUAAGUUAGUAAUGUGUGACUUGUAUCGUUCCAAUCCAGCUAAAUGCCAGGCUGGGAAUGUAGGAGCACAGAAUUUUGAAAGAUCUCCAAAAUAGCUGCUUCUAAGAAUAUGGAGACUAUACUACAGGACUGAAGGUUAGAACUGGACAAAUGCUCUUAUUGUGAGCCAAGAUACAUGAAAAUGUCUCUUGCACAAAUAGGUGAAAAAUGAAUAGAGGAAAACCUUAUUGUUGUGCGGCUUUAUUUAGGUACGGAAGGAGCGCAUACGUUUUGGAAGGAAUGUUGGAAUAUUGGCUAAGGCACAGAACCACAGAUGAUUCAGUGGUAGAGAAAAGGUUGUGCAAGAGCUCGUUUUGUAUUACACUAAGAAGCCUGAUUAAUGUAGGUGUUUCUUGAAGACAAAAAAAAUCUACCCAAGGCCUCUCUAUCCUAGCAGAGCAAUGCUGAGCAAGAACAAGUAGCCUGAAUCUGAAGUAAACUUUAAAAAGUGUACAUUUUAACAGGAAGAUUGUGCUUUCCCCCCUCAUUGUAACAAACUAGUUAUGGAGGGAACAAAUUCUCCAUCUCUAUCUUCAAAUCAGAAAAUUAUUCCACCUCUGGAGAAGGUAGCUUGUUUUAAUAAGUUCCUGGGUUUGACACAUUAGAACUUAAUGAAAUAUAAUGACAUGAACUAACAGGAAAUUAUUUAGUGGUUCCUUCUGGCUUCAAACUUAUGAUGUAUUUAUAUGCAAUAUUUGUAGGAGUUUUUUAGUAUUCAUGCAGUUGCCUUAAUUAUAGGAAUGUCUGCUGUGUCAGCUAACCCUACACAGCAAGGUUACACCAGGUAAAAAAACCAACCCAAAAUUAAAGAAAAUCCCUUGCGAUCAUCCUGUACCACAAUCUGCAGUCAUUUGUGACUGCACUUAGAAAAGCAGAUUAACAGUUCUCAUGGGUGUCAGAAUAAAUCUAAACAGUAGUAUAGUAUGUGCUGUAUUUAAAUUGCCUCUAUAAGUAGGAGUAUCAGUUCAGAAACACACACACUUUAGCAGUAUGGAUGGACUCUCCAGGCAGCCUGAUAUUCUGGAAUUGAAAUGUCUCUGUAUGUAGGGCAGGAAGUAAUUCUUUGAUAACUAGAUAUUACUUCUGAAACUAGUUGGGAACCACAUGCCUGUAUACCUUGUUCUGGUAGAUCUGUUCAUACUCAUGAAAAGUGAUGUCGUUCAGACUUUUAAUGACAACUCACAAACACAUUCAGUUUGAUACACUAGAAUGUGUUUGUGCCUACUUGGUCGAAAUCUUAAUAAAGAUGUCCCAUUUGUCCCCUUUCCAAGUGGCAUCACAGGUCAUUUGUAGUCAAGGAACAGUUUAAGAUUUUUCUUUAAUUUUUCUGCAGUAUUUUGCAUUUAUGUUCUCAAGUUGCUCUAAACUGUAAGAAAAUAUCUCUUUUACUCCCUACACAGUUAUUCUUAAAUUUGCAAGUCUAGCUGUACAAGUAUAUACAUUUUUUAGCCUGUCAACUGGGAUUAUGCACCAAAACAUGAUUGAAUACAGUGUAGAAAGUGUGAGAGGUGGCAGCUGCGAUGAUCACUUCUGGCUCUUCAUAAGAUUUUAGGCACAAAGAGCAAAGUUUGUUUUGCUUCUUAGGUUGCAUCAAAUGUUAAGGACUUUUAAACUGGCCAUGAGAGGUAACUGGAAUUUAACUCACUAACAGGAAACAUUUCUGCUGUGACUAAGUAUUUGAGAAGAGUGGAGUGGACUUCUGGUAUUUCCCAUUUAGCACCAAAUGAACUGUUGGAGAAAGGGCAUCUUUGAAUAUGGGUUAGGGUGGCUGCCCUUCAAGUAAGCUCCAGAAAUACAGCUUUAAAACCAGAGCCCUCAAUGGGGUUGACUGUUCACUUACGCUGACUAAAUUGCAUUUUUUAAGAAUUGCGAUGCUGUUGGACUGGGGACAGAUUACAAAUGUGUAAAUACAGAUUAUUUGGUUUUAUUCAGAAAACUCAGGCUUUUAACACAGAAGUGCUUCAAUGUUAAAGCAAGACAAUGAUUUUACUGCACAGGCAUGAGGGGAUUUGUUGUUGAAAUAGGUUUGAUUUUAAUAAAAAGCUCUGGAUUUACCCUGGUGAAGCACGUCCAGGAGGUGCUCAAUUCUCCUGUAUUUAUUCAGAGAUUGAAUUGCCUUUCUUUCACUCUAAGUCCUUCUAAACCAUCCAGUAAAACAGUUUUUCCUCUUCAGUCCUAGCUUGGAUAGACAGAUAUCUGCAGGGAGUGUUGUUCAUCAACCAUGUUCUGUAAUGGCCCUAAUAACAUGACUGUGGAACUUCUUGAAAAGUAAGGAUCAUGAGCACAGUCACCUUAAAAUACAAAACAAGUACUAGGACUUCUAAGACAGGGAAAGGAGGAGAUUUAGCCAAGACUUCAGUUUUGAAAGCAUGUAUUUCCCAAAUGGUGGAAUACAUAGAUACAUCUUUCAUUAUGGUAAAUAUAUAAACCCUGGAAAGUUUUAAAAGUUCUCAGCUUAAAGUAUAUAAAAACUUUUUUCUGCAAGUGAAAACAUAUGCUCUAGAUAUCAAGAGCUUGUUCUGGUGUGCAGAAGGUAAUUCAGAUCUACUCCUGGGGCAGGACCUGCAAUCAGAAGGUGCUCCUAGAGGUACUGGCUGAAGUUCAUGUGAAAAUGCGCCCUUCUUACUGAGGAAAAGGAAGGGCAGCCAUUUCUAUGUAAGUUUAUCUGGACAGUUAGGGCUUGAAACCUCUGGAGAGUUAACAGUGAAAAGAGAGAAUCAUGAAUGAGGCUUUCCACCCAGACGGGCAAGUUGUAGGAGAGCAAUGUCAGUCAAAGUCAGCACUGAGGGAGCACAGCAAUGUGUACAGCAAAAGGAAGUCUCAAAACCCAACUCAGACCAGCUCAUACAAAUGUUGGCAGUAUAACAGCACUGGUAAAAUGUAACUAGGUUAGCGAAACUCACUGUAUCAGCACAACUUAA